GGCUCGGUUCCGAGGCGUCACGACUGAUCGCGCGCACGCCGCUGCCGCAGACGCGCACGCGUUUACGCUCACUAAUUUAAAAUAUAAACCGUGUUCGAUUUUUAAACCGUGAUUCUGAAUUCAAAUUUUGAAUUUAUUCACUUCUUUGAUGUCAUGUUAUGAAAUUAGAAGUGGUUUCUUGUGUGUGUUGACCGUGGAUUGGUUUCGGCACCAUUGGUUGUGGUACGAGUUGCACACGUGAAUGGUUUACUGAUAAGAACGAAGUGAACCGGCGUGAAGAUGACUAUCCGCAGCAUGACCGUGACAGAUACCCGCGACGCCACCACUAAAAUACUCUGCUGUCGGCGGCCGAGUAAAUUCAAGACCAAGGUGAUAAUCGGCUCACUAGCGCUCCUAUUAGUGAUCGCGGCGUUCUGCGGAUUCAUCAUCAGCAACACCAACGUGAAGAAACAGACCUCGGAACCUCCGGACCCGGUGGAGCCGCUCAAACCUUCGGCAUCGUGGCUUCAUGUGUUUAAGAAGGCGGCUGUGUGCACUGAUGCGCCGCCUUGUUCGGAAAUAGGAAGACAAAUCCUCGCCCAAAAUGGCUCAGCGGUGGACGCAGCGAUCGCCGCCAUGUUCUGCAACGGUUUCCUCAACCAGCAGAGCAUGGGCCUCGGCGGCGGGUUCUUCAUGACGGUCUACAUCAGAGAUGAAGAGAAGGCGUAUACAGUAAAUGCGAGAGAAACAGCGCCUCUUGCUGCCACGAGGGACAUGUUUAAAGGAGAUGCUUCCAAAGCCUCUAAAGGCCCUCUAGCCAUAGGCGUACCAGGCGAGCUGCGAGGAAUGUGGGCAGCGCACAAGCGGUGGGGCAAGCUGCCCUGGGCGGACCUCAUUGCUCCCACCAUGAGCUUCUGCAGCUAUGGAUUCCAGAUGUCCAAGGUCAUGUUCGACGGGCUGCUGGCCGCGCCUUAUAUCAAGAGUGACCCGAUAUUGAAAAAAAUGUACGUGGACCCGUCAACCAACAACUUCCACAACCCAGGAACCAUAGUGAAGCCGAGCGAAGCCUUCUGCAAGACUCUUCGUCUUAUCUCGGAGAGGGGAGGUGACGAGCUGUACAACGGCAGCCUGGCUAAAGACUUCUUGGACGAUCUGAAGAGGGUCGGCAGUAUCAUCAGUGCUGAGGAUCUGAGGAACUAUGAGGCAAAAAUAACAGAGACCAUCGACGUCCGAUUAGAAAACGGGGACAGACUCCACGUGCCCCCACCGCCCAGCAGUGGGCUCAUCCUGGCCAACAUCCUGAACGUGCUGUCAGGGUACAGCUUCGGGCCGCACAGCAUCAACACCACCGAGGACAAGAUACUUACAUACCAUAGGAUUAUAGAGGCGUUCAAGUUCGCCUACGCUACAAGGACUAGGUUAGGGGAUGCUGCGUUUUUGCAGUUAGAUGAGUUAAUAAAAAACGUGACGCAGCCCGAAUACGGGAUGGAGAUCCGCAGCAGAAUCAACGACUCAAUGACGAGCAACGAUUCCUCAAUAUACGGUGCCGAGGUGUACCAGCAACCUGAUGCUGGCACAGCGCAUAUCUCUAUUAUAGCUAGCAAUGGAGAUGCUGUGUCUGUCACCAGCUCUAUCAACUACUAUUACGGUUCCGGCUUCGCGACUCUAAACACGGGCAUCGUAAUGAACAACGUGAUGGAUGAUUUCUCCUCCCCCGGCAUCACUAACUACUUCGGUCUAGAGCCGUCUCCGGCCAACUUCAUCGCGCCAGGGAAAAGGCCAUUGUCUUCAAUGAGUCCUAGCAUUAUUUCUGACGCCGUAGGAAAUGCCAAGAUGGUGCUCGGAGCUUCUGGAGGCACUAAGAUUACCACGGCCGUUGCUUUGGUGGCCAUUCGAAAGCUAUGGUUCCAGCAAACAAUAAAAGAGGCGGUGGACGAAGCGCGGAUACAUCACCAGUUGUUGCCCAUGCAAGUAGAAUACGAGUUUGGAAUUACUGAGGGAAUCGUGAACGGCCUGAAAGCGAAAGGCCACGUGAUGACGCGCUACCGCGGCCGCGGCUCGAUCGUGUGCGCCCUCUACAGAAACAAGACAGCAAUAUACGCCAACGCAGACUUUAGGAAAGGGGGCGAUGUUUCUGGCGACUAGACUUUUCAUUCCAAUAACGUACAUAACUGAAUCUCGUGGAUCGACAGGCUAGUUUACAUACAUGCAAUGUUUAAAAUGAAGCAGACGUAAAUCAGACAAAUUCGUCAUCGCACAAUGUAGGCACAGAUUAGGUACAUGGUUACGGGAAGAAAUGCUUGUCAAUUAGGGCUAGUUCAGACACAGCGGAAACCGCGCGGAUCUUAUUUCAAUACUAUAGUACUGGAACGUUCACAAUACAACCGCGCGGUGUAGUGUAGUGUGAACGGUCUAGUAGGUACUAUUAGUACUUAGGUUUGCAUCCGCGCGGUUUCCGCUGUGUCUGACUAGCACUUAAUCUCAAAAACUAAUAGUAGCGAAUAACUAACAAGCUGAUAUCAUUCGGUGAAUGGUAGGUAAUUUAUGGACUCCUUUAGUUCAAGUCAAAGUCGCUUUACGAAAUAUCUGUCUAAAUACGUCUAUUGUUAAUUCAUUUGAACUAUUUUAAGACCCGGCUACUUGUUUCACUGACUUAACCACUACUAUGUGGCUCCGGUUUUGGUCCAUAUGUUUCUAAAUAUUAAAUCAUCAGUUAAUUCAACACCUCACUGUAUCAAUAAGAGUUGUUAAGUGCGCGAAAUAAGUAGUUUUUUACAUGAUUCCUUAUAGUAUUAUACUAGAUAAGUAGCUUCCAUGCUCUGUGAUUACAUGCGAUGAUGCGAAAACUUUUAUGAUGAGAGCACUCAAUGUCGCAUUUAUUAGUGUUUAAGUUUGAAGUGGUACUAUAAAUAAGAAAAAAAUGUUUAUCUAAUACCUACAAAGUUUAUAUCCGUGAACUUAGGUGUGUCUAGAUAUAACGAAUGUAGGCACUUUCGCCAUAGUUCACGUAAAUCACGCUAAGUUUGCCUUUGACUUAUAAAGUUAAUAAAGACGGACCUUAACGGCAUCAAUAAUAGGGCCAGCAGACCGGUGUCACACACGAAAACAUGAUGACCCCUCGUGCAACUCAUCAACUAAUCCUGUUGUGGCACCUAUUCCACUAAAUCAAACCAACGAGGAUGUUUGGUUGGAUUUCUGUGAACUUCAACAUUGUCCCAUCAGGUAUCAUGACUAAAACCGAUGUCCCCCCAACUAUGACAGAGCUCGAAAUGUACAAGUUGAAACUUACUUUAUUUCUUCGGCAGUACCGGCAUGAUAUCUUAUAAAAUAAGCAUUGUGUGAAUUGAGCCGUUGAGUGUACUUAUAUGAGGUAUUGGAGCGAGAUUAUCAAAAACAUAGAAAAAGUAAUCGAAACAAAAGUAGGAUAUCGCGGGUGACAUAAUAUGAUACCGAUAUUAUGUCAAAAUUUUAAUAUAUACGUGGCAAGUUCCUUUACCACGAUUAUUUCUCGCUGACAUAUUCGAUAGCAAAAGCAGACCAUCAGUACAUCUCGCUUGCACCAAUGUCAGCACAAGAGAGAUACGAUGUGAGUUGGUUUACGCAUUCGCUACCGAAUAUUAUGUUGGUGUUCAAACUUAUGGUCCAGGUAUACACCGUGUAUAUUAUGAGUAAGCUAGAAGACGGAUGUUCAAAAUAAGAUGAAUGUUACAUGAUGAUUUUCAUAUUUUAAUAUCUCAUAUUUAUUUACAUAUAAUUAUCAUUACUGGCUCAAAUGUAUAUAUCUCUAACAUGAUGUUUAAAGCGUGGUAGUACAACACAAAAAAUUAAAUCAAAGCGCUAGAAACUUGUAUGAGUUUUACAUGGUUUCCUCAAUUACCUGUAUACACGUAUUGAUUUAGGCAACACUAUCACUUUUAACGUCGUUGUACGUAUUACCUAAGUAUUACGCUACCCUGUAAUAGUUUAACUACCUGCUGUUGAUUGAAGUGAAUUUGUAUCAAAUUUGCACAAAAGAAGUUUGUAUGAAUCGUAUGCGCCUUAUUUCUUUCAGCGUCAAGUUUGUCACCAUGACUAAUUGUGAUAUUAUUGCAUGAAAAAGAUGUGAGUUAAAAAAAUUGGUAUUACUUACCUCUCAGGACGAUGUUUCUGGAAUUUCCUGAUGAGUUUUAAUCAUUGAUUCUUUAUAGAUAGGUAGGUAAUACACCUACACUUGUAAUUCGAUGCUAAUUACAAUAAUAUCUAAACUAUGAAUGAAAUUAAAUGAUGUGAAAUGUUAAAAGCAUUAAUAAAUCCUCUUUUUAAGUUAA
Leguminivora glycinivorella is the source of this 4286-nucleotide messenger RNA. Its product is annotated as glutathione hydrolase 1 proenzyme-like. Bases 280 to 2124 code for a protein of 614 amino acids. The record is from RefSeq and is a predicted model, not a curated record. Gene Ontology annotation, biological process: glutathione catabolic process. The transcript is spliced from 11 exons. NCBI's taxonomy places the organism in Eukaryota, Metazoa, Arthropoda, Insecta, Lepidoptera, Tortricidae. Gene Ontology annotation, cellular component: plasma membrane. Gene Ontology annotation, molecular function: glutathione gamma-glutamate hydrolase.